This is a messenger RNA of Danio aesculapii, 1671 nucleotides long. It is a transcript of the gene kcnk1b, whose product is annotated as potassium channel, subfamily K, member 1b. The transcript has 3 exons. The record is from RefSeq and is a predicted model, not a curated record. NCBI's taxonomy places the organism in Eukaryota, Metazoa, Chordata, Actinopteri, Cypriniformes, Danionidae. Gene Ontology annotation, biological process: potassium ion transmembrane transport; stabilization of membrane potential. Gene Ontology annotation, molecular function: potassium ion leak channel activity. The coding region runs from base 155 to 1168 and encodes 337 amino acids. Gene Ontology annotation, cellular component: membrane.
GCGAGAGUUGUUGCUGCUGCUGACGUCACGUUCCCGUUACGCGCGCGCUCGAUGUCCUGCGCGCCGCAUUCGGAGCACCUCGAGCAUUAAAACGCAUCUGACCCGCAUCCAGAGCCUACAUCAGCACCCUCGGGGUCUAAUAGCCGAGCUCAAGAUGCUUCAGUCCCUCGCCGGUAAUUCGUGCGUGCGCCUGAUACAGAGCAACAAAUCGGCGUGGUACUUUCUGUUCCUGGUGCUCGGCUACGUGCUGUAUCUGAUCUUCGGAGCGGUGGUGUUUUCCUCGGUGGAGCUGCCGUAUGAAGACGACCUUCGCCAGCAGCUCAGAGAGAUAAAGAGACUUUUCCUCCAGGAGCACCAGUGUCUGUCCGAGGAGCGGCUAGAAAGGUUUCUGUCCAAAGCCCUGGAGGCCAGCAAUUAUGGGGUGUCAAUCCUUAACAACGCCUCGGCUAGCUGGAACUGGGACUUCACCUCCUCUUUGUUUUUUGCGAGCACCGUCUUAUCGACCACAGGAUACGGUCACACUGCCCCUCUCUCUGAUGGCGGUAAGGCGUUCUGCAUCAUUUAUUCAGUGAUUGGCAUCCCCUUCACCCUCCUCUUCCUCACGGCUGUGGUGCAAAGGAUCAUGGUCUACAGCACGUGGAGGCCCAUCAUGUAUGUUCACACACGCUGGGGUCUGUCUAAACCCCUGGUGGCCGUGGUUCACGCGACUCUGCUGGCUGUCGUGGCUGUGUCCUGCUUCUUCCUCAUCCCUGCCGCCAUCUUCUCUGUCCUAGAAGAGAACUGGAACUUUCUGGAGUCCUUCUACUUCUGCUUUAUCUCCCUUUCCACCAUCGGCCUGGGUGACUAUGUGCCCGGAGAGGCCUUUAACCAGAAGUUUCGUGAGCUCUACAAACUAGGCAUCACUGUGUAUCUCCUGCUGGGCCUGAUCGCCAUGCUGGUGGUGCUGGAAACCUUCUGUGAGCUCCAGCAGCUCAAGCAGCUCCGCAAGAUGUUUUACCUGAAGAAGGAGAAACCGCAGGACCGUCUGGCUAUCAUGGAGCACGACCACCUGGCCUUCUCAUCCAUGCCGGACGCCACCAUCCACUCGCCCCACGAGGACAAAUCCGAGCCCUUCGUGGACUUCCCUGUGCUGACCUCUCCAGGAGGAGACGACCCCAUGAUCAAAUAGAGCUUCAUCCACAUUGACCUUCUUCAGUGGAGGUGGACGACUUUAGCCGAGGGUCUUGAAGGUGACUGGGAGGCCAAGGAAAUGUGCAAAUUACUUGAAAAGGUCAUCUGAGAUUCUGCGUAUUUAACAGCCCUUCAAAAACAAUGCCCAUCAUGGCUUCCAGUUUCUUGAAGUGAUGAAGUUAUUCAGUUUUCACUGGCUGAAUAUCUGCAUAUGAUCGCCAUAAGCACACUUAGUGUAGGCCUGUCCGAUUAAAUCGAGAAAAACACGCAUAUAUUUUUGCACACUAAAUCUAGUAUGCACUUGCCGAUUGAGAUGAUAGACAUUAGCUUGGCAGCAUUUGUGAUGUAAUAUUGAUUACCACAAAAAAUAAUAUAUUUUUCUACCUCCAAAGAAUGUGGGUUUUACUGGGAUAAAUUAUCACUAUUUUAAUAGAAUAGGGUAUAUGCAGAGCUAGCGUUACUUCCCAUACUGAUAAACUUCCGGUGAACUGUUAAUGUGAU